This is a messenger RNA of Staurois parvus, 1621 nucleotides long. The record is from the annotation of a GenBank genome assembly. Lineage: Eukaryota; Metazoa; Chordata; Amphibia; Anura; Ranidae.
UCUUACAGUGCUGAGGAUGUGGUGACUAAACUGAAUGGCAAUCAGUUGACAGUGGAGUAUUUUGAAGACACUGGUUUUAUAGAACCAAUUCUGGUGCCAAAGAAAGAUGGUCUUGGCCUUUCUGUACCCGCUCCAACCUUCUAUGUCAGUGACGUGGAGAAUUACGUUGGUCCCGAGAGAGUGGUUGAUGUCACCGAUGUCACGAAGCAGAAAGACUGCAAGAUGAAGUUGAAAGAGUUUGUUGACUAUUAUUAUAGUACCAACAGAAAAAGAGUACUCAAUGUCAUCAACUUAGAAUUCUCAGACACAAGAAUGUCUAACUUUGUGGAAGCUCCAGAGAUAGUUAAAAAGCUCUCUUGGGUGGAAAACCAUUGGCCUGAUGAUGCUCUCCUAGCAAAACCAAAAGUGACCAAGUAUUGUUUGAUAUGUGUGAAGGACAGUUACACCGACUUCCACAUAGACUCCGGAGGAGCCUCGGCCUGGUAUCACGUGCUUAAAGGUGAAAAGAUAUUUUAUCUGAUAAGACCGACUUCAGCCAACAUCUCCCUCUAUGAGCGCUGGCAGUCGGCUGCCAAUCAUUGUGAGAUGUUCUUUGCAGAUCAGGUGGACAAAUGUUACAAAUGUACGGUCAAACAAGGACAGACCCUGUUCAUUCCAUCAGGUUGGAUCUACGCAACACUCACACCAAUGGAUUGCUUAGCAUUUUCUGGGCACUUCUUGCACAGCCUCAGCGUGGAAAUGCAGAUGAGAGCAUAUGAAGUUGAAAAAAGAUUAAAGAUCGUCAGCCUCACCCAGUUCCCAAAUUAUGAGACAGCGUGUUGGUACGUGGGAAGACACCUUCUUGAGAAGUUCAAAGUAUUACACAAGGCGGGGAAGCAGCCAGUACCGCAUCUUGUCCUAGGGGCCAAAAUACUGAAUGGAGCCUUUAGAUCAUGGACAAAAAAACAUGCUCUCCUAGAACAUGAAGAUGAACUUCCUGAACAUUUCAAGCCAUCACAGCUUAUCAAGGAUCUCGCCAAAGAAAUACGGUUAACAGAGAAUGCAUCAAAAGUCACCAAGACAGAUAUUAGUGCCAACACCAUCCCAGAAAGUAACAAUAUUGUGGAGAAAAUCGAGAAAGAACCGAAAGAAGAGCCUCCCUCGCCAGUGCCAGAAAGUCCACCACCUACGGAAAAACUUACGAAAAAAAAGACCAAUAAGAGUGAAAAACUGUCCAAACCCCCCAAACCUCCGAAACCCCCUAAACCCCCCAAAGAGGCGAAACCUGUCAAAAGUGCCAAACCGCCCAAAACUCCAAAACCACCUAAACCUCCCAAACCUUCUAAAAAUAAGGAAGGAGGCAAAAAGAAGGCAAAGAAGAUGAAAGACUCACCACAAUCACUACCUACCACUCCAGACCUCGAUGUUCUCGAGGCUCACACUAAGGAUGCAUUGAUUAAAGUUGACACACCAAAGAAAGGUAACGGCCCCCAAGGAGGAGAUAAAUGUCUCUAGCAAGGAGGAGACAGUUAAGCAGAACAAUGAUGUGGAAAAAUUUGAAAUGCGGGAACAGAAUAAAAUCAAAACGGAAGCAAAGUGGAAAUAUAAGAACAGCAAGCCUGAUUCUCUACUAAAAAUGGAA